UGAUAGCAGGCAAGCUCCAGGCACAGGGCGACAGAGGUAGCGCGGAUUUCCUGUUGCCAGGACAACCCAGGCAGCCGCCAGCCUGACCGCCGCCGCCUGUGUGUGAGGAGCCGCAGCUGGUCAUGUGGGGGAAGCAAGAUGGCGGCCGGGAUCCUGAAGGAUGCGGCGUGACUGCGACCUCUGCGAGGCGUCCAUUCAGAGAGCCCGUCUCCUGAGGCAGCCAGACUCCGGCUCCUCUCCCCCCUCGCAGCGCUCCUUUCUUCCCUGUGUGAGCCUCUCCAUCCUCCCGGACUGAGCCCAUGUGAGCCGGCCCCAGCCCCGGGCUUUGUCAGGGUGCAGCCAUGGCUCUCACCUUGUUCGAUAAUGACGAGUACAGGCCACCAGUGUGGAAAUCUUACUUGUAUCAGCUGCAGCAAGAGGCACCACAUCCACGAAGAAUUACCUGCACACAGGAGGUGGAAAACAGACCAAAGUAUUAUGGAAGAGAGUUUUUCGGUAUGAUAUCCAGGGAAGAAACCGAUCAGCUGUUAAGUGUUGCAGAGGGGAGCUAUCUCAUUCGGGAAAGUCAGCGUCAGCCUGGCACUUACACGUUGGCAUUAAGCAGAUUUGGAAAUCAGACCAGAAACUUCAGACUUUACUAUGAUGGAAAACAUUUUGUUGGCGAAAAGAGGUUUGAGUCCAUCCAUGACCUGGUGACCGAUGGCCUGAUCACCCUGUAUAUCGAGACCAAGGCAGCAGAGUACAUUGCCAAGAUGACCAUAAACCCGAUUUAUGAACAUAUAGGUUAUACCACCUUAAACCGAGAGCCAGCGCACAAGAAGCAAAUGCCAGCUGUGAAAGAGCCACAUGAUGAGAGGGACUCAUCGGGGGAAGAUGUCGCUGCGGAGAAAAGGUUAACGUCCCUCGUGAGAAGAGCAACGUUAAAAGAAAAUGAACAGGUUCCCAAGUACGAAAAAGUCCACAAUUUUAAGGUGCACACCUUCAGAGGUCCUCACUGGUGUGAAUACUGUGCCAACUUCAUGUGGGGACUGAUCGCUCAGGGAGUAAAAUGUGCAGAUUGUGGUUUAAAUGUUCACAAACAGUGUUCUAAGAUGGUUCCUAAUGACUGCAAGCCGGACUUGAAACAUGUCAAGAAAGUUUACAGCUGUGACCUCACCACAUUAGUUAAAGCACACAACACGAAGAGGCCGAUGGUGGUGGACAUGUGUAUUCGAGAGAUCGAGUCCAGAGGCUUGAAUUCAGAAGGACUCUAUAGAAUAUCGGGUUUCACUGAUCUCAUUGAAGAUGCCAAAAUGGCCUUCGACCGAGAUGGUGAGAAAGCUGACAUAUCUGUAAAUGCCUAUGAAGACAUUAACAUUAUAACUGGUGCACUGAAACUGUACUUCAGGGAACUUCCAAUCCCACUGAUUACAUAUGACGCAUAUCCCAAGUUCCUCGAGUCUGCAAAGGCCAUGGACAAUGACACACAGUUAGAAGCUCUUCUCGAAGCUUUGAAGCUGCUACCUCCUGCACACUGUGAAACACUGAGAUAUCUCAUGGCCCAUCUAAAAAGGGUAACUCUUCAUGAGGACAAUUUAAUGAACGCAGAAAACCUUGGCAUAGUGUUUGGACCAACUCUCAUGCGGGCACCAGAGCUAGAUGCCAUGGCAGCACUAAAUGACAUUCGUUAUCAAAGACUGGUGGUGGAAAUGUUAAUCAAAAAUGAGGACAUUUUAUUUUGAAUAAGGAAAAAAAAAACAUGAACUGUACUCCGGAAUAUGAAGGAUUGUUUUGACGCAAAGAUGAGCAAACUUUUCUGGCCAACCCCCUUUUUGAAUUGUACCUAGUUGUUGAAGUGGCAGCCAUUUUGUGACUGAGAGAUAGUUGGACACACACUGCUCCUUGUAACUGGAAGCAUCUGAAGAAUGAAAGUCUGCUUCACCUAUGGCAGCCAAUCAGCUUCUCUUUUACUUUCUAAUCUGUGCUCACAGCAUGCGUAUCAGCUACCUAAAAUAGUGUUCCUGUACUUUUGGAGUCUGAUUUGAUCAGCGAAGUUGGUUAUCCUACUUGGUUUUAUAAAGAAGCCUCUAGGGUUUUCAUAAAACAGAAUAGUUAGGUUCCCUUUAAAAAUAUAUUACACAGAAAAGCAAAUUAUUGGUUGCUAUGGACAACCUCACCGUGUUUGGGUAUACUUGCUCGUUGGUGAAACAUUUUGGAAGAUGAUUUUCAAUGUAAUAUUUGCCUACAUAGAAAAACUGCUGAUCCACAGCCGUGACAAUUAAAAAUGGGAUUGAUUUUAAAAGGGCUCACUGACAUGGCACAGGAGACCUGUAUAUCGCCCAGGAUUCUGAUGUCUGCCAACAUAGUUGGCAGUCUGCACUCAUUUUCCAAUAUUUGGUGCAGUCAGAUAUGCACAAUUUGAUUCUGAUUUGGACUUUGGUGGGUCAAGAAUGAACUUCUGUCCAUUUUUGUCAGUUGUGGUGCAUGUGAAAUACCACACGAUUCAUCACAGAGAUGAACAAAGGUUUUUUUUUAACGUGCAUAUCUAGUGAGCUGCAUCACUCUGGUAUAGUUUACUAUUUGUGUAAGUGAGCCCUUACUGUCAUUGAUACAGUAUGACCAAUUCAUGGAUGAGGUACAAAAUACCUCCAUUAUGGUCAAUGUCAGGCCCUGACAUAACCAACAUAACUGAAAGCAUGGCAUUUCAAACGCAACACGUGCUCUUAGUUUUCAAAAUGUAAUCAGAUCCAUGCUUGUUGGGGGAGUGCUGCAACAGAGCACAUGUCAAUGAACACAAGCUGCUAAGAAAUCUGCCCUGUAUUGAAGUUGUUAGAUCCAUGGUACUGUCAUACAGGAAAAACACCAAGCCACUAUAAAGUAGCAAGAGUCCAGAACUUGGGCACUUUACGUACUCCUAAUCUUUAAAAAAAUAUUGUCCCGCCCCACACUCAGCUGCCAUCUGCGCUGAAGCGAAGGGUAUAAUUUUACCAUUGCUUUUUGUGUACACAGACCAGAAUACGUUUUUAUUGUUUUAACUGUGGCAAUCAAUUAUAUGGUAAAAGCAGUGAUGUCCAUUCUGUGCCAUUACUGCUGAGAGUUUACAGUGUAACCAGACUUGUAAAUGACUGCAUGUAGGUCUUCGUUUUUGUCGGAGAUUUCUUCUAGCUAAACGGGUUGUGACUGUAAAUCAGCAUGAUUUUCCUCCUGGAGUGAGAUUUUUGUGAUUCUGCCUUUUAUGUUCUGCAUAAUCCGAUUUAGGAUAAUGAUUUUGUGAAACGGUUCUUAUCCCUCAUAACAUUUGUAUUGCACACUUUAUUUUUCCUUUUGAACUUUUUUUUUUUUUUUUGUGUUGUCCAUUUUGUGUUGCAUUAUUUGCAUUUUUUUCUGAAAUCAAGAACGUGAGUUUUUAUAAUGUUUACUGACACUUUGGCAUGGUGACAGCAGCUGCUGCUGCAAUUUAUUUUUUUAAAUGUGUUUUUCAUCAGGCAUGCACCUAUUAAUUUAUUAAACCUAGGUUUUAGGAAACCA
This is a messenger RNA of Rana temporaria (common frog), 3507 nucleotides long. It is a transcript of the gene CHN1, whose product is annotated as chimerin 1. Gene Ontology annotation, biological process: regulation of GTPase activity; signal transduction; regulation of small GTPase mediated signal transduction. Bases 342 to 1721 code for a protein of 459 amino acids. The record is from RefSeq and is a predicted model, not a curated record. NCBI's taxonomy places the organism in Eukaryota, Metazoa, Chordata, Amphibia, Anura, Ranidae. Gene Ontology annotation, molecular function: GTPase activator activity. The transcript is spliced from 14 exons.